GGUGGGUCCAUGUUGUGAUGUGAAUACAGGUUUGAAGUGCAGGGAACAAGUGUGCAGGGUUCACACGGACUUUGAAAGCUGCUAACACUCACAGAUUUCACCUGAUCUCCAGAGCAUUUGGGAGUUCGAUAAGGGCUAAACGAUGGCCAACUUUGGAGGACACGCCCUUCCUGGUACCUUCUUCCUGUUUUAUGGCUUUUGGCUGACAGUGAAACAUACUCUCCAACAAAACUGGAGGAUGAGUCAGCCCAACAAAAGACAGGGCAUGCCACCUUUAUUUAAAAAAUUGGACUACAUCGAAGGAGGAUUCAAAAUAUUUGCCUCGUUUGUGGGUAUUAUGGUGGAACAGUUUGUGAUGGAUGGGCCACACGCCCACCUGUACGACAGAGACAACCAAUCCUGGGUGAAGCUGAUGAACUGGCAGCACAGCACCAUGUAUCUGUUCUUUGGGAUCUCAGGGAUAGCAUUGAUCACCAGCAUCAAAUCCAAACAGGUGCCACCUGGCAUUGACCGCCUUGCUCUCUCCAUCGCUCUUUUUGUGGAAGGCUUUCUGGUCUAUUCCACAUGCGUGAAAAGUCCCCACCUUCUGGACGCCCACAUCCACUCGCUGCUGCUCGUGGCUGUGUUUGCUGGAGCAGCUAGCACCAUGUUGGAGGUGUUCAUAGACAACUUUGUUCUGGAGCUGCUCAGGGGGUGUCUUUUCAUCCUGCAGGGCUCAUGGUUCUUCCAGAUUGGAUUUGUUCUGUACCCUUCAAACGGAGACGAGUGGGACUUGACACUGCAAAACAACGCCAUGUUUUUCACAAUGUGCUUCUGCUGGCACUUAGCUGUCGCCCUUCUUCUGGUCGCCUGCACAGCGUGUGUGGUUUCUUGCACAGUGAGGACAUUCUCCGGAAAGGGACAGGAUAUAGAAAUUGGAGUGAGAAACAAAUCCUCAAGUGCAAGUUGCCAGAAAGCUUUGCUUGAAGAGUCUGAUGGAGAGUGAAGGCUGUCAAGAUUUUCAAUCUAUGUUUGUCUGUGUGUGUUUGUGUGUCUGUGUAGCAGUGUUAAUUUUGGCAGCUAUUUUUGAUUUAGUCUAAAUCUUAGUCCUUAGAAGAAAAUGCAUAUCAGUUUUAGUCACAUUUAGUCAUUUUUAUCCUUCUUAGUUUUAGUUUAGUUUUUGUCACAUUUAAUAGCCACAUUAAACUCUAGCUUGCAGUACUUAGGUUGUCCAUUAGAUAUCCCUCUUAGCAUAGGUCUAUAGCAGGGGUCGGCAACCUUUACUAUCAAAAGAGCCAUUUUGCCCCCUCUUCCCCAAAAUAAAAUUUGUCUGGAGCCGCAAAACAUAUUUGAUAACAAAGCUAAUACAUUUUUAUAUAAAGUUAAACUAUACUAAAAGUUAAACUAUACUAAACCUUCUUGGAAAUAAAUCAAACACAGCUAUUUGAGUCCUCCCUAUAUUAGUGAGAAAUGUAUGAAAUAAGAAGUACCUAUCUGGGAGCACACACAGACACACACACACACACUCGUCCGCUCCUGUUACUUCAUGAGGGCCUGAUACGAUGAUGUUUUAAAAAAUUAUUGUGACUUAGUCAACCACCAACAUUUCCGUCUCGUCUCGUCAACGAGAGUUAAAAUUGAUUUAGUGAUAGUUUUUAUUGUCAAAGAUCGGUUUACGUUACGUCUUCGUCUCGUCUCAGUCAUGGGAAAAAGGUCGUUAACGAAAUUAGCACUGCUGUGUAGAUAGCAAUAUAACUGAGUAUUAAACAAAUGCAGUGUGUUAGACGGGGGUGGGGGCAGGAGCCGUUUGGGCUGAAUAUGUGGCUUGGUGUUAAUCUUGAAGCUGGUUAAAAUGUGUGUGCGUCACAUCGCUGUUCAAUCUUGCACCUGCCUGUUAUGGGAACUUUGAAUUUGUGACAUUCAAUUCAUUGUACUUCAACUUGUUCUCAUGGCCAAGGUUGUGCAUGAGUGCCCAUAGCUAUGCUGUUAAAUUUCCAUUGCUUCUUAAUAAAUACUUAAUUGAACCAAA
Molecule: messenger RNA, 2008 nt
Organism: Pleuronectes platessa (European plaice)
Lineage: Eukaryota; Metazoa; Chordata; Actinopteri; Pleuronectiformes; Pleuronectidae
Product: transmembrane protein 45B
Exons: 6
Coding region: 143-985 (280 amino acids)
Source: RefSeq, a predicted model, not a curated record